Messenger RNA from Erinaceus europaeus (western European hedgehog), 1016 nucleotides. RefSeq names its product urocortin 3 (gene UCN3). NCBI's taxonomy places the organism in Eukaryota, Metazoa, Chordata, Mammalia, Eulipotyphla, Erinaceidae. The coding region runs from base 188 to 640 and encodes 150 amino acids. The record is from RefSeq and is a predicted model, not a curated record. The transcript is spliced from 2 exons. Gene Ontology annotation, cellular component: extracellular region. Gene Ontology annotation, molecular function: hormone activity; corticotropin-releasing hormone receptor 2 binding. Gene Ontology annotation, biological process: adenylate cyclase-activating G protein-coupled receptor signaling pathway; cellular response to nutrient levels; hormone-mediated signaling pathway.
CUCUGUUUUAACAGCCGCCUCAUCCCUGGUGUCAACAGCACCCUGCGCUCUGUCACUUGUGUCUGUGACAUUCGGGUGAGGGAGUGGAGUGGUUCCCACAGCGAGGAGGCGACCCCGGCUCACAGCCCAGGGGCAUGUCCCCUGACCAGCCCACCUGGCCCUGACACUGCCCACUUGGGGAGGCCACAUGCAGGCCAAGAUGCUGACCCCAGCCCACUUUCUGCUGCUGCUGCUGCUGCUCCCAGUGGCCCCAGGCUCGGGCCUGUCCCCGGGGCUCUACAAAGCUGAGUCCAUCUUUGGCUGCAUCAACACGGCCCUGGCCGAGGCCAAGGAGAGCCAGCUGGAGGCUGCCCAGCCACUGAGCAAGAGAGGGGCCGACGGCCAGUGGCGGGGGCCACAAGAGGACAGCAACAAGAGGCCCCUCCCUGGCCCCCGCCUCAAGCACCCGGCCCCCAUGCAGCCUCGGGGGAGGCUAUCCCUGGACAAGUCCAGGGGCGACCGGCGCACCAAGCUCACGCUGUCCCUGGAUGUGCCCACCAGUAUCAUGAACGUCCUCUUUGACAUCGCCAAGGCCAGGAACCUGCGGGCCAAGGCGGCAGCCAAUGCCCACCUCAUGGCGCAGAUCGGGCGCAGGAAGUAGAGGCACCUGGAUGGGGGCAGCUGGGACCCUGGUCUGUGGGUGGGGGUCUCCCUAGCACUGUGAAGCCCCUGCUGGCCAGCCCACCGCACCCUGCCCUGCCCUAGUGUAUAACAGAGGUCCUGUGCUGUCCCACCUUCUCCCUCUUCUCCUGUCUCCCUCCCCAGACUGGGGGACCCACAUCCCUGAUCCCCAAUGCUCCCCUCACCUCUCCCCAUUCCCCCACCACCACCACCACCCCCCACACACACACACAGGAGAGGCAGCUGGAGCUCCUGGUCCUGCAACCCAGCAAGAAAGCUAGGUGACACCCAGCUGGUCCUCCUUUCACCAGACCCUUCCCUCUCUCCCUGUCCCCAUUAAACCAAUGACUUCUCGA